Molecule: messenger RNA, 1655 nt
Organism: Marchantia polymorpha subsp. ruderalis
Lineage: Eukaryota; Viridiplantae; Streptophyta; Marchantiopsida; Marchantiales; Marchantiaceae
Source: the annotation of a GenBank genome assembly
ACAGCUGUUUCUAGCUGGCAAGUGAUCGGAAAACAAUUUAUUUCUGGUUCGACUCAUCGCUGUCUUUAAAUUGGCUGAACACUGAAAGGAGACAGUAGCCAAUCCUUGCAGCGAAACCUCGUGCAGGCAUUUGAUUUGACUGUCGAAACUCCUCAUAAUGGGCAGUGGGCUCUAUGACGGGAAAGUUGCAACUGGUUGUAUGAAGUUGGUUCCGGGCUAGCACGAUUGACGCCAGAGAAGCUUUUGAAUGAUGCAUAUAGGUUCGAGCCCAGAUGAUGAUGGAUGGUUGAAGCGGAUGCCAGUCAGUGGAUGUAGAGGUGCUGCUGUAUGAGUGCAUCACAUUCGCUGACGAUCCUUUGUUUAGAUACGACACCUGUGGUUCAAGUUGCUUUGAAGGAGAACGGAAUCCAUGCCACGUUCUUCGUGAUCUGUAAGAGUCUGCUGAAGCCUGGAGAAAGUAAAAAUACCACUCUCCGAGCUUUCAAUGAAGAUCAUCCAUCUGAUCGCCCCGCCUUCACCACGCUUGGCAAAUCUGAGAUGCUCGAAGAAUUGAGAAAGAAAUCUGAUGCAAUUUAUCGUGUGACUGGCAAGAGGCCCAGGUACUGUCGACCACCCUAUGGCAACACCAACCAUGACGUCCAACAAGUUUUGAAGGAUGAAGAGUACAAGACUGUGUACUUGGAAAAAUUUGUCCUGCUUCGAAGAGGCGUUAGAGCCCAGCGAUUCUGCCGCCGACCACUUCUUCUGCUUGAAUCAUGACAUCGUGCCUGCCACAGGCGAAUUGUUUGCCGAAGGUUCAUCAUUAUCAUUCGCUCCAACAAGGGCUACGGGCAAGUUCGUCUGGAUGACUGUUUCGUGGACAGCAUAUCAUGAGUCAAAGUCCGUCUCAUUCUUUGCAGAUUGACCGUUAUGUGCUGUAGGGUACUUGACAAUGUCAUGAAUACAAACAUCACGUGCUGGCAAGAUGAAGCAUUUUUCCGAGUGCUGCGGUUAGACCGUAGAUUUGAUAAGAAUGUUCUCUAAACUUGGAAAGUUCAAAUGGCCAUUUGUCAAGCUUGUAACCUGCUUUCUCGCCACCUCCUUGCACCUUCGUGCCUCUUAGAAGAUCAUGUAACCCAUCAACCCAUCACCUACUGUGUUCAACUAUCACAUCUCACUUACCAACUUCAUAAUCAGGCAGGAAUUUUUAUAUUAUCUAACGUCCAUGCCGGGUAUGACUGAGUAUGAUGAAAAAAGUGUGACAGGUAGAGCUAAUAUUUCUUGCUGUCAAAAAUUAGAGUCUGACGCCCGAGCUUUCCUCUGCAUGUAAAACAUAGGACCGAGAGAACACAAGCUGCUGAUGAGCUUCCACGAUAUUAAUGGGCGGUAACAUUGUUUCCAGGAUUUAUACAAGACUGACCAUGCCCGAGACACAGAGAGCGGUAGUCACAAAGUUCAACUCGUACUUCUAUACUGAUCAUCACAUCGAUCGGUAAACUUAGACUCCUGAUCUUGUAAGAGCUACUGGGCUAGGUACAGGAGGGUGUCGAUGUGAGUUCCAGUUCGGUAGGCAUUCCUUUAGUCUGACUAGCAGAAUUGACCAGGUUAAGCAUGUUUUCCCUUAUUCUUAUAACGAGAGUCCUUGCUAUCAAAUAUAAAUGAUGCUCUGAUUGCUU